AUGUCUUCUGUUAUAAGUCGAACCCUGGACAAGCGGCAUUUUCUAUCAAGGAAUGUGUGUCUCUUUAUAGAUUCCCUACAAAACUCUAGUCGUCGUGUCCCGUCCAUUUCCAGGCCAGUGGAGUAUUUAAUGACAACAGGAAACCUCUUGUCUCGGACUGGUCUAGGACUGAUGCAGGUAUCUGGUCUGACCAUUGUUGCGGACAAGCUGAACUUUCUGCGAUACAUUUCACACUUCCGAUGUAUACAUAGAGGCUCGUUCUUCGCGGAGAUGAGAACCACCGCCGUCAGAAAAAUGUUACCAGAAUCCUGGGGAUUUAUUUGUCCCGUACACACCCCUGACGGUACUCCCUGUGGCCUGAUGAAUCACAUGACGGCCCUCUGCAAGAUCGUGAACAAAAUCUACAGUAACGUCCACCUGCCUAAGUUACUGUGUUCCCUGGGAGUGACCCCUUUAGACGCCCCACCCAUGGGAAAGUACAAUGACAACUACCGAGUCAUCGUGGAUGGGAAAAUCAUUGGCAAUGUACACUACAGUUUGGCGGAAAGCGUGGCACAAAAAAUUCGGGUCAUGAAAGUUGAAGGUCUUAACAAGGUACCCCCGGUGACAGAGAUCGGGUUUGUGCCUCGCACCGAAUUUGCCAGUCAAUAUCCAGGUCUCUUUAUCUUUACGUCACCGGCACGGAUGGUGCGACCUGUCCGAAACCUAAGUCUCAAGAAAAAUGAAAUGAUUGGCACAUUUGAACAAGUCUAUAUGGACAUCAGCUUGAACGAUGAGGAAACACACCAGCAUCAAAAGGUGGUGACCCACCAGGAGCUCACAGAAAUAGCGAUGCUGUCGACGGUGGCCUGCCUCACACCUUUCUCCGACUUCAACCAAAGUCCCAGGAACAUCUACCAGUGUCAGAUGGGUAAACAGACAAUGGGUACUCCCGGUCACGCCCUGGGUCAUAGGGCAGACAACAAGCUGUACAGAAUACAGACUCCUCAGUCACCAAUGGUCCGCCCCUACAUGUACGACUAUUACAACGUUGACGAGUACCCUGUAGGAACUAACGCUGUGGUGGCCGUCAUCUCUUACACUGGGUAUGACAUGUAGGACGCCAUGAUUCUGAACAAGUCAUCGUUUGAGAGGGGCUUUGGACACGCAACAAUUCACAAAGCAGAGAUAAUAAGUUUGGCAGCCAAAGACAAUUCAAGCCGUGGCCAGAAUUCAAAUCUCGUCUUUGGCUGUAAAGGAGCAGAUAUGAAGCGCAUAGAGGGCAAAUUGGACAGUGACGGCCUACCCAAUAUUGGAGCUUAUCUACAGGAAGGGGACCCCUACUACAGCUACUACAACCUACAGACUGGGGAGUCCAGGGUGGAGCGGUACAAAAGCGCUGAGCCUGCCCACGUAGACUACAUAAAGAUUCUGGGCAAUGACCUAGGUACCAGCGAGCUCAAUAAAGUCUGCAUUGGGCUUCGGAUCAAGAGAAAUCCAAUCAUAGGAGACAAAUUUGCCAGUCGACACGGCCAGAAAGGAAUUUGUAGUAUGCUGUGGCCGGUGGAGAAUAUGCCUUUUACAGAGAGCGGGAUGACGCCAGACAUCCUGUUCAACCCGCACGGCUUCCCAUCCAGAAUGACCAUAGGUAUGAUGAUAGAGAGUAUGGCGGGUAAGUCCGCGGCCAGUCAUGGCCUUUGUCAUGAUGCUACACCGUUCAAGUUUUCUGAAGACCAGCCAGCGAUCGAUUACUUCGGAGAUAUCCUCACUAAAGCUGGCUAUAACUAUUAUGGGACAGAGCGUAUGUACAGCGGGUCAAGUGGACUGGAGUUAGAAGCCGACAUCUUCAUAGGAGUGGUGUACUACCAGCGUCUACGUCACAUGGUUUCUGACAAGUUCCAGGUGAGAUCUACAGGUCCUGUUGACCAGUUGACCCACCAACCAGUGAAGGGCAGGAAGCGUGGUGGAGGGAUCAGAUUUGGGGAGAUGGAGAGAGAUGGAAUGAUCGCUCAUGGCACAGCGUUUCUCUUACAGGACCGCCUCCUUAACUGUUCUGAUAAAUCUAUGGUCCAUGUUUGUACAAAGUGUGGUAGUAUGUUAUCUCCCCUGUUGGAGCGGCCGGUGACGGCAGUGGCGGCGGUCACCUCGGAAAUGAGGCGUAAAUGGACAUGUAUGUUGUGUAAACGCUCGGACACUAUCAACAUUAUCACCGUGCCUUUUGUGUUCCGAUACUUAGUGGCAGAACUGGCGGCCACUAACAUCAAAGUACAGCUGGAGGUUAAAUGA
Molecule: messenger RNA, 2265 nt
Organism: Mizuhopecten yessoensis (Yesso scallop)
Lineage: Eukaryota; Metazoa; Mollusca; Bivalvia; Pectinida; Pectinidae
Product: DNA-directed RNA polymerase I subunit RPA2-like
Exons: 18
Biological process (GO): DNA-templated transcription
Cellular component (GO): nucleus; RNA polymerase I complex
Molecular function (GO): DNA-directed RNA polymerase activity; DNA binding; ribonucleoside binding
Source: RefSeq, a predicted model, not a curated record